CACAGCGCGGAAGUGGAUACGGAUAUGACGUUUCGGACACAAUCAUGUAUUAUGAAAGGCUCCGUAAAGUUGUGUUGAAUAACAACGGUUUCUAGGCCAAAUUACACAACCCCAGGUGUGCAUGGUAAAAUAAGUCAUUCACGAUUCUGUCUGUAAUACUAUUUAAAAAGUACACAAUUACCUUUGGAACGACGCGAGCGAGCAUGGCCAAGCGUAAAGAGUCUGCAGACACAGCAGUGAAGAUAGAUGCAAAGAAACUGAAGCAGGUUGCAAAGGGCAAAACUGGAGGACUAAGAGCCAAAAAAGACCAAGGUAAAUGUAUCCAACUAGUUACAACACCCAGCUAAUAGCUAUCACUGAGCAAAUACUUAUAGGAAAAACCUAUUGAAGAUGUUCUAUCUUGCGAUUUAGCUAAUUUAGGCUACAUUGUGACAAGAUGAUACCAUCAACGUUUACGUACAGGAUGGAGUAUACAAACAAAGAAGAACAUAUUCGCUAUAUAUAAAAGGGGGUACAACAAACUACCGAUUAACGUUAUACAAAGUGAAGACAUACACGUCACUGUUUUUAAAGCUUUCUUAUUCGAAGAAUGUAGAAUGAUAAUGUACUGCUCGAUAUCCUUCUAAAAAACAAGAGUGAUUUUUGUAUUAGUGAAUUUACAUUUAUUAAUAUUACAUUUUACCAGUAACACAAUUACAUUUUAAGAGGUGAAAUUGUUUUUCUUUAUCAUUAUUAUGGUUAAGGAAACCGAGCAGCACAUUCUACCAUAAUAAAACGUCAUCAGUAAUAUUAUCAAUUAAAAAUCUACAAAUAUCUUGCCAUAAUCUUUUUACAUGUAGGCAAUACCAAAAAUAAAGGCUGAACUGUUUCUGGAUGCUUAUCAUGAAAAGUGCAGUUCUUGUCAAUGUCUUUUUAAAGUUUCUUCAGGUAAUGAUUCGCAGGGUAAUACAUGGAUAAUUCCGAACGAGACCUCUGACCUUGUUAACAAUUAGGGAUUUGUGUGCUAAUAACCAAAACUUUUUGCAACAAAUAUUAUUGACAAAUGUAUUCCAGUAAAUUGUGAUAUAAGGAAUAGAUAAAACAUCCCUUUGAAAAAAAGCACGCAGAUCUAUUAUUGUUCUGAGGGAGCACAAAGGUUACAUUUGGCACAACUCUUUGCCUUGUCAUCCAAUUUGGCUUUGGUCUCCAAAUGUAAUCCCUGCAAGUUAUAAAACCAUACAGGCACAGCAUUUCAUACUUCACUGUGGGAAAGGGACAGAGUCAUGCACAGACCUUUCAGGGGGCAGGUGCUCAAAAUGAAAAAAGCCCCCUCUUGAAUUUGUAAAAAACUUUCAUAAUUCAUAUCUCGAAAUUCAUAAUAUAUGGAAUGCCAAUGUAGCGGAAAUUUGCUAUUUUUCCAACUGGAUAUUAAACUGGACUAAGCAAGGGUAUCUCAAGAAGGUGAGGUCUGGUUACACCUCUAAACAGCAUGAGAGUCCCAGAUGAAUAGCAUCAGACUAUGGCGAACUGUAGGUGUAACAGGGAUAUUGUAAAGAGAUACAAAUCAUUCAUAAUUGAGUAACAACCCUUCUGCGUUACGAUGUUGCAAUUGCAUCUCAUGUCAUAACUUCUGCUUCAAAUUUGUCACUGAUGCGUUUCAAUGGGCCAGCAUCUAUCAGUUUCAUGUUUUGACAGAUUGUGUGCAGGUGCAUCGUCUUGCAUGGUUACCAUUGUGGAUCAACUGUCUGUCUGUACUUGGCGGCAUAUAAAAACGUGUUUACGAUGGAUCUGAGUUGGUUGUGUGUUUUGAUUUUCUGCUGAAUUAAACUCUGCAGUGGUUAUUUCUAUACCACACAAUUUUCAUAACAGCAGCAAUAUAUUCAUGAGUUAUUUUUCCUCAAGACUCUUUAUAUGGGUUUAAACAGAGAUUUUAGGCAAUUUCUCAACAUAAUGGCAUGGGUUUGAGCCAUUAUAUGAGGUGGCAUGAAAACAAAUCUGUGAUUCCUCACAAAACCCAGACCAAAACAGACCAUGAUUUGGGGGAUUUUCACAAAAUGUAAUCAAUAGAAUAGUCCUCUGGAGGAAGGAUUGUUGACAUAUAUUUGACAUUUGUAUCUAAAAGCAUAAUGGAGAAAUAAUUAAUACAAGUUGGCAUAUUUAAGACAUUUUGGCCUUACCCAGGCCUCCUUUAAGGCUACAUAAUGUUUCAGCUGUAGACGCUACAAAGCAAAAAUUGGUGGCAUAUGAAGCUUUACAGCUUGCUCUGUAAUAUGAGUCGUAUUUUUAUUUAUUAUUUCAAAUAUAAACAUGAAUAUAAAAAAUAUAAAAUGUUGAUUUGGCUAAUUGUUCUAUAUAUUGUUGAACAUAAUAUAAUCUACGGGCUUAUCAAAGUUCCAGAGUGGGAUCUCUGCUAGUUUUAAAGUUAUGGCCCCUUUUAAUACAGAGAAAUUGGCAUAGUGGGAAAUGUAACUAUUCACAGCCUUCCUUUUACUUGUAUCAUUGCACAUCCUGCAAAUUACCAGCAGAAGGCGACCAUUUUGAAUAUUUUUUCACAAUCACUCUGUUGGUAAUGCUUACAAAUAGGAACAUAAUUCUAAAAGUAGCAGAGAUCCAGUGGUGGAAAAAGAACCCAAUUGUCAUACUUUAGUAAAACCUAAAGAUACCUUAAUAUAAAAGGACUCAAGUAAAAGUGAAAGUCACCCUUUAAAAUACUACUUGAGUAAAAGUCUAAAAGUAGUUUUAAAUAUACUUAAGUAUCAAUAAUUUCAAAUUCCUUAUAUUAAGCAAACCAGAAGGCACAAUUUUAUUGUUUUUACGGACUCAGACAUAAUUUACAAAAUGAAGCAUUUGUGUUGUGAGUCUGCCAGAUCAGAGGCAGUAGAGAUGACCAGGGUAUGUUCUCUUGAUAAGUGCGUGAAUUUGACAAUUUUCCUGUCCUGCUAAGCAUUCAAAAUGUAACGGGUACUUUUGGGUGUCAGGGAAAAUGUAUGGAGUAAAAAGUACAUUAUUUUCUUUAGGAUGUAGUGGAGUAGAAGUUGUCAAGAAACCCCCAAAAAUGACUUAAGUAGUACUUUAAAGUAUUUUUACUUAAGUACUUUACACCACUGCAGAGAUCCCACUCUGGAACUUUGAUAAGCCCGUAGAGUAUAUUAUGUUCAAUAAUAUAUUGAACAAUUUGCCAAAUAAAAAAUGGUAUAUUUCCAAUAUUAUUCUAUAUUCAUAAAUUAAUGUAAAACGUUUUUAAAAUAAAAAUACUAAUAUUACAGAGCAAGCAGUAAAGCUUCAUAUGACACCAAUGUUUGCUACAUAGCACCUACAGAUGAAACUCUAUGGAUUCUUAAGGCCAAAAUGUCAUAAAUAUGCUCAAUUAUGCCUUUGGAUACAAAUGUCAAAUAUAUGUCAACAAUCCUUCCUCCAAAGGACUAUUCUAUGGAAUACAUUUUUUUUGUCUGAGUUUCAUGAGGAAUCACACAGCAGUGGAUUAUUGAAAGUCUUUCUCUCACUGUCAUCAUCUUAUCAUGACCCAUCUUUUUUUCUACCCUAUCAGAGAAUGGGGAGAAAAAGGAGAAGCUUCAGAGAAAGGCCAAGCCCAAAUCCCGUCUCUCCAAACCUAUAGUAGAGGACACAACUGCAACCAACACCAGCAAAUACUUCCAGGACAAGACUCCAGUGAAGGAGGAGCCUGCUGAUAUGACUCCUGAGAGUGAUAUCAUCCCUCCUUUUAUCAGAGCCAGAAAAGACACAGUAAAGCUUGUGAAAAAAGAAGAAGAUGAUGAUGAGGACAGUGAGGAGGAUGAAGACUGGGAGGAAGUGGAAGGUGAUAAAUGAAUGAACGCUAGUUUUGAUUGUACAAUGUUUGUUUGCAUCACAUGUAGACUUUACAUCUGUGUAGAUUAAAGUUAUCUGUAUGUAGGCCUAUGACGGCUCUGGUCCUUGCUCUGUGUGUGUGACUAUGUGAUAUUGCUGUCUGUCCUCAGAGCUGGCUGAGCCCUUAGGUCCAAUGGAGCCAGUAGAGCCAGCCCUGCCCUCACAGCCUGUGGAGAUAGAGAUUGAGACCCCAGACAUCAUCCACAAAAGGCAGAAAAGGUGAGAGAUGGUGGAAGAUGGCAUGUUAGAACUGGCAGCCUGUGUCCUUUGGAAAAGUAAGUGCUGCAACCUAGAUAAUACAGUCAGACUGUAGGAAAAUUACUAAUUUUAUUCCAAGAUGGAAAUAUGAACAAUCAAUCAAUUACCAUGACAACCUGACUCCAGGGAGAAGAGGAAGGCGGAGUUUGAGACCUACCUCCGACGCAUGAUGAACCGCUUCAACAAAGACGUCGUGGAGGACACACACAAGGUGAGCACACAUACACACACACGUGUAGUGUAAGGACCUCCACAUGGCCUAGCUCACAGACUGUCAUGAUACGUUCACCUGCUGAUAGGGGAAUCACAGAAUGGCUGUUGUCAAUUUUUUAGCCCUAACAUGUUCUCUUCUCAUUCGAACACUGUAUUCUUACGAUACCGAUUAUUAACAUCUCUCCCAUAGGUCCACCUCAUGUGUCUUCUAGCCAAUGGGAUGUUCCGGAACCGGUUGUGUAGUACACCGGACCUGCUGGCUAUCAGCCUGUCUCUGCUGCCCACCCACUUUGCCAUGGUGGCCAAGGAACGCAUUGACAUCAGCUACCUCUCUGGCCUGCUCAAGUGGUGAGGAGGGCCUUCAAUUUGUGUGUGUGUGUGUGACUUUAACUGUGUGAACUUUUUUCUCUGCUUAUUCCUUGUAGCAUGCUAAACUAUGUUUACCCUUAACACCUGAUUAAUUCAAUCAUCCCUGGCAAUGUUGUAAAGUAAUCCUGGUUGAUUUUGUCCAGGUUUGGGGCAACGUUCACACUUAACCCGGAGCUUCCCUGUGAGGAGAGGCCGGACCCACAGGCCCUGCUGGAGAGGAGGCUGGGCAGCGUCACCGCUAGAGACCACCAGGAAAUGACACAUGUGAGUGGCAGGUAUCCUGCACACUGAAUGCACCAUGCAGAAAUGUUUGUUCAUGUUCCCCUGUUGCAUAAAAAAAUAUACAUAUAUGCAAAUAGAGUAUGUUUUUGAGAGAUGACCACACUUUCCAUAUAGUUUUGAAUCAAAGGUUAAACAGUUCGGGCUCUUAUGGUAUAAUAUGUUCUCUCUAGAGAAAUCGGGCCUAACUCAGUUUGCCUUGAUGGUACUCAACUGAAGCCUGUUUUAAAUCAAGUGUUUCCUAACCUUGUCCUCUGACCCCUGUGCUUGUCUGUUUCCUCCAGCUGUUCCUGUUGGUGCUGAGGUCGUUGCAGCUCUUCUGUCGACUGGUGCUCUCUCUGCAGCCCCUGUCACUGAAGCCCCCGUCACCCAAGGUACAGCAUUGGGUUUGCGUGUACACACUUUAAGGUUAAGUUCACAGGCUCUGUGUGUGUCCUUAUCUGAUCCAACUCUCUUUUUCAGAGCAAGGCCAAGAACUCAGGCAGCCCGCAUAGGAACAGUCCAUCGCAGAAGAAACCUCCCAAAGAGAACCCCUCAGAGCCCAAAGUCUCCCCAGGUACCAAGAGACCGGCAGGCGGGAAGGCCGAGAGAGGAGGGAAGAAGGCAAAAAAGAAAGAGGCAGGGGAGACGAAAAAAGGUGUGUCGGUGGGACAGAAACCCAAGAACUCCAAGCGCCGCAGCAUAGCCUCGAAGGUGAGCUACAAAGAGGAGAGCAGUGAAGGGGAGGGGCCUAGCGAUGGGGAGGAGUUCCAGCUGACCAAUGAGGAAGACAGCGAGGACUCUGAGGGAGGAGCCAAAGCCAUCAGAGCCAAGAAAGGAAAAGGAGGUAAGAGCAAGGGCAAGAGUACAGCUCCACAGAAAAUAAGUAGUAGAGGCAAUAAGAAAGUGAAGAGUGAAGAGGAGGAUGAGGAUUGGGAGGGAAAUGAAGAGGAGGGGGAGGCAGAGGAAGAGCAGCGGAUGAAGCGGGGCAAGAGGAAGGAGGGGAAGGGUGCAGACGAGUGGCUGGAGGUGUAUCUGGAGAAGACUGGGUGCUGGGUGUGUGUGGACGUGCUGCAGGGGGUGGGGCAGCCUCAGCUGUGCUCCAAGCAGGCCACCCAUCCCAUGACCUACGUGGUAGCAGUGGACGGGGACGGUCACCUGAAGGAUCUGGGCAGCAAGUACGACCCCACCUGGAUGACCUACACCAGGAAGCGCCGGGUGGACGAGGAGUGGUGGGAGGUGACGCUAGAGCCUUUCCUCGGCCCCGAAUCUGACAGGGAUGUCCAGGAGGAUAAAGAGGUGAGGAUGAGAUGCAAAUUCACACACCUUCAUUUGUACAGCUUCUCAUUUAUACACUCCCCUCUCUCUGUGCUCUAGCUCCAGGCGAAGCUGCUGGACAAGCCGUUGCCCACAUCGAUAGCAGAGUUCAAAAACCACCCCAUGUACGCCCUGAAGAGACAUCUACUGAAAUAUGAAGCACUCUACCCCUCCACAGCGGCCAUCCUGGGGUACUGCAGGGGAGAGCCCGUCUACUCCAGGUAAGCAGCACACAUAACCGGGAUAUUACAAAUUUGAGAUUUUUCAUAACUGAUUUUGAAUGCAAAGAAGUAGAUAGAGGGCUGUUUAAAAGUAUAACUUUGUUUCGAAGCAGAGUUCUUUUUUGGGGGGAGGUAAUGUAAAUGCAUUAUUAUGGUAUUCAUAGAAAUUGUUUGGUAUCCAAAACAAAUGUAUCUUCUUUGAUUGUGAAAAGCCAUGAGAAAUACAGUAGUACUUAUUUGCAUCUGGGAUCUCCACAGAGACUGUAUUCACACACUACACUCCAGAGACACCUGGCUAAAGGAGGCACGCACCGUCCGUCUGGGAGAGGAGCCCUACAAGGUGAGCAGGGUCGUGUUCAUUAGGGCACACCGUAGCAAAACUCACUCUCUCACUCUCUCUCUCUCUCACACACACACACACACACUCUCUCUCUCUCGCACACUCUCUCCCAUACACUUUCUCUCAACCUCUCUCUCUCUCUUAGAUGGUGAGAGGGUUCUCCAAUCGCUCUCGGAAAGUCAGGAUGGCGUCAGAGCAGAAGGACAAAGAUGACCUGCCUCUGUUUGGUGAAUGGCAGACAGAGGAGUACCAGCCACCAGUAGCUGUAGAUGGAAGGGUAUGAUUACUUUCUAAUGAAACUGUGUGUGCAUGUAGGUCUACUGGAUGUUGCAUUUUUAUUAACCAUUGAGUUAAGUAUGUGUUUGUUUUCUCCAGGUGCCUCGUAACGACUUUGGCAACGUGUACCUGUUCAAGCCCUGCAUGCUGCCAGUGGGCUGUGUCCACCUGCGUCUGCCUAACCUGCAGAGAGUGGCUAAGAAGCUGGACAUGGACUGUGCCUCUGCUGUCACUGGCUUUGACUUUCAUGGUGGCUACUCUCAUGCUGUGUAAGUUUUCCAUUGUGUGUGCAGAUGCAUGGUUGUGUAAUUGUUUGUUUCUGAUAUGUAUGCUUGUUGUUACAUAGUUUGUUACGGUGUGUUUAUUUUCUAGAACUGAUGGCUACAUUGUGUGUGAGGAACAUGAGGAGAUCCUGAGAGCAGCUUGGGCGGAAGACCAAGAGAUCCAGAGACAAAAGGAGAAAGAGGUGAGUUAUGGUGUGUCUGAAUGUGUUUGUGAAAAGCCUCUGUUUUGCCACUUCGCUCAAAGCACACCUUUUGCAACUGCCGCUGGGUAUUGUACAGUUGUAUUGAAUAAAUACAUAUUUCAUGCAAUUAAUCAUAUCUUUAUGGAGAAGGUUUGUUUUUAACUACAGUGUAUUACAGGCAUAAUCUUGUUUGUUAGGUUAGUGCUUCUCAUAUUUCGCUCACAUAUGUCUUGUGAAUGUUUUCCAGAAGCGGGAAAAGAGGGCAGUGACUAACUGGACCCUGCUGGUGAAGAGCCUGCUGAUCAGGGAGAGACUACAGCGGCGCUAUGGGAAGAAAGGCCCAACAGCCGGAGGAGGCCUGGACCAACUGAAGAGCCAGGAUAGGGUAGGGGAAGAGGGUCUGUCAUCUGAAGAGGAGGGGGAAGGUGGGCCAAACACGGCUUCUGCCACACUGGCACAGGCCUGGCCCCAGAACAGACAGGAGGAGCAGGACAGUGGCACGAGGGGAGCCUCCAAAACAACAUCCAACCGGGAGAAAAGGGGCAAGCAAAAGCACCUUUUCCCCUUUGAGAAAGUAUGAGAUGAGAUCAUCCAACCCAACUCUCUCUGACUCCCAUACAGUCGUGUUCUUCAUGUUGCCAGAACAGAUCAGAAGUAGGUCAGACAGACAGGCAUCUGUUCUGGGUUCCUGCUGUGUUACAGGAGAUGUAGGUCAUUGUAAUCCCUGUGGACCAAAACAACAAAGCAGCCUGGUGUUGGUGUAGCACAUGGGGAUGCCUGAAGUGUCCCCACUAGCUAGUUUUUCGUGUGGCGCCGACUGGUAAGACGCUUGAGAAUGGCAGUCACGAGUGCUAGCAAGGCAGAGGUCCUGGGUUCGAGCC
This is a messenger RNA of Coregonus sp. 'balchen', 8445 nucleotides long. NCBI's taxonomy places the organism in Eukaryota, Metazoa, Chordata, Actinopteri, Salmoniformes, Salmonidae. The record is from the annotation of a GenBank genome assembly.